AUGCUCAUAUUGAAAUCGUCAUUCAGGUAUUUAGGCCCUGUUGUCAUUCCUUGGAAGCCAAAUCCUUAUUGGCGGGAGGCAGUACGGAAACGUCGUGCAGGUGCUGCAGGAUUCACCCCUGACUCUGCGAAAGCAAGUACAGGUGCAGACGGGAGCGUUGGAGGGAUAGGCAAGCGCGAUACCAUCAACUCCGGCCCCCAACUCUCAGGUAUCCAAUUCAGCAACAAGGAAGUCAAGGUCGACACAAGCAAGGCGUUUGCUGACGAAGAGACAAAUAUGAUGGUAGAAGAACAUGCAAAAGUAGACAUUGCAGAAGAGACGGAAGACCAAAAAGCCCUUCGUGCGCUGCUAGCUGGGUAUAUGGAGGCGCCCCAGAUUGAGUCUAUUCCUGUUCCUCCCAGCAAAACCGACGACAAGACCCGCUAUGCUCUGCGGCAUGGAUUGGGUGGACGGUGGGCUGUUACAAGCUCAGAAAGAGCGAAAAAGAAUGCGCUGGUAGAGCCUUACCUACCGAAAUCACGCCUUGCACUCUUGGGUAUUGGAGCAAAGGAACAGGAGGUGCUGGAUGACGGCAGUAAGAAGAAACGGAGGGGAUGA
Suillus subalutaceus is the source of this 597-nucleotide messenger RNA. RefSeq lists its product as uncharacterized. The record is from RefSeq and is a predicted model, not a curated record. The coding region runs from base 1 to 597 and encodes 198 amino acids. The transcript is spliced from 2 exons. Lineage: Eukaryota; Fungi; Basidiomycota; Agaricomycetes; Boletales; Suillaceae.